GGAAGCCAGACGAGACGGAAAGCUGAGACUCCAGAAACAAUGAAGACAUGGAACAAAAGCUGAAACCCAAAACUCAGCGUGAUAACAAUAGUAAAAUAAAAAGGUACAUUUAAAGAGAUACGUGUCUCUGCAGCUCUGUUACACCGACCUCUGACCUCCAAGCUUCAGGGAAGGUCGUGGGAAAUUAAAUAAUGACUCAGGAGAGGCGGAGAAAAGCUGCCGGAUAAAAAGGAGCAGAAACACAGACUCGAUGCUAGAACAGUUUGUUCAGCUGCUUCCUGCUCAUCGUCACCAUGAAGACACUCAUCGUGACCCUGACCUUCGCCUGUUUCCUGUCUCUGAGCGUUGCCAUGGCGAUCAACACCUCCCUCAGCACGCGGACCUUGGGGUUGUGUGAGUACAUCGUUAGACAGACGCCGCCCGGUAUCCCCGGUGCUUUCAUGCCUUCGUGCGACUUCAACGGGAACUUCCUGCCGCAGCAAUGCGCCAAAUCCACGGGAUCCUGCUGGUGCGUGAACGUGAUCACCGGGGAGGAGAUCCCGAACACGAGAACUCCGCCGGGGACCGUGCCCGUCAACUGUGACCGGGAGUUCUACUGCCCGUUCGGCUGGUCCCGAUUCGGCCGGCUGUGCUUCGUCUUCAUCGAUUCCCCGAAAACCUGGGUUGAGGCGGAGAGCUACUGCAUGUUCGAAGGCGCUAACCUGGCCUCGGUCCAGAGUCCCGAGCAGAACCACUUCCUGCAGGCGCUGACCCGCGCAGAAACGCACGACUUCCCCCCCACCUGGGUCGGGGGCCACAACUGUGUCAACGUGUUAUUCUGGAUGUGGAGCGACGGCUCCAGGUUUCUUUAUGAAAACUGGAACAUGGAAAGCAACACGAGGACCAGUGAGCGCUGUCUGCAGAUGAACAAUGGCUAUGAGAAGAAGUGGGAUUUCGCCUCCUGCGAGUCGGAGCUGCCCUUCCUCUGUGCAAAGAGGGUCUGAUAACAUGUAGUUUGUUCCUUCAAAUUCAUCUCGUUUUUGUUUUUGUAGAUGAAUAUUAGGCUCAGAAGCUUCUAGAGGUUCAUUUAUGUCGUCAUUUAUAUUAACACUCGAA
Messenger RNA from Gymnodraco acuticeps, 1095 nucleotides. RefSeq names its product ladderlectin (gene eslec). The record is from RefSeq and is a predicted model, not a curated record. Gene Ontology annotation, molecular function: signaling receptor activity. The transcript has 6 exons. Bases 294 to 983 code for a protein of 229 amino acids. NCBI's taxonomy places the organism in Eukaryota, Metazoa, Chordata, Actinopteri, Perciformes, Bathydraconidae.